AUGGCCAAGACGAACGAGACCAACUCCCUUCGCGUGCAGAUACUCGUCUACCGCCUGAUGGGCAUCGACCUGUGGAGCCCCACGGCGGUCAACGAUCGUCACUUGGUCACGUUCGUGACCAUGGGCCCACUGUUCGCCUUCAUGCUGCCCAUGUUCCUGUCCGCCAGGGAGAACAUAACCGAGGUGAGCCUGCUCUCUGACACGCUCGGCUCCACAUUCGCCAGCAUGUUGACCCUGGUCAAGUACCUGCUGUUCGUCUACUACCGCAAGGAGUUCGUGGGCAUGAUUUACCGCAUCAGGAGCAUCCUGGAAAAGGAGAUCAACGUGUGGCCAGAGGCCAAGGAGAUUGUAGACGCGGAGAAUCGCAGUGACCAGAUGCUGAGCCUGACCUAUACGCGCUGCUUCUGCAUGGCGGGUGUCUUUGCGGCCAUCAAGCCGUUCGUGACCAUGUCCCUGGCCCUGCUGCGCGACGGGGGCGACGGCAGCAAGCUGCAUCUGGAGCUGCCCCACAUGGGGGUCUAUCCGUACGACUACCAGGUGAUGUGGUUCUUCGUUCCCACCUACCUGUGGAACGUGAUGGCCAGCUACAGUGCGGUGACCAUGGCUCUGUGCGUCGACACCCUCCUGUUCUUCUUUACGUACAAUGUUUGCGCCAUCUUUAAGAUAGCCAGGCAACGGCUCGUCCAUCUGCCGGCUAUGGGCGAGGCGGAUCCAAGGGGGGAGCUGGAGGCGGUGGUCCAGGUGCUGCUGCUGCACCAAAAGGGUCUGUGGAUAGCCGAUUUCAUUGCCGAUCACUACCGGCCUCUGAUCUUUCUGCAGUUCUUCUUGUCGGCCCUGCAGAUCUGCUUCAUCGGCUUCCAGGUGGCCGACCUGUUUCCCAAGCCCCAGAGCCUCUACUUUAUCGCCUUCGUGGGCUCCCUGCUCAUCGCCCUCUUCAUAUACUCCCGCUGUGGCGAGAACAUCAAGGAGGCCAGCCUGGACUUCGGCGACGGCAUCUACGAGAGCAACUGGAUGGAAUUCGCGCCGUCCACCAAGCGGGUCCUGCUCAUCGCGAGCAUGCGCGCCCAGCGUCCCUGCCAGAUGAAGGGGUACUUCUUUGAGGCCAGCAUGGCCACCUUUUCAACGAUUGUCCGCUCGGCCAUGUCGUACAUCAUGAUGUUGCGAUCCUUUAAUGUAUAAUUUGAAGGAGAUCACGAAACCGCUUUAGGUCGAGAAGGAACCGAGAAUAACGGAAAGAACACCAAGACAUACAACUGAAAAGAGAGGAAACUUUACAAAAACUAAACUUCAAACACUUCAAAUGGGAAAUCGAAGAAGCGAAAUAGAAGCAUCCCCCUGCUAUGCGCCAGCAUUUUUCAACGAAAGCAAUUUCGUUUUCGUGGAGGGGGAGGAGGAGGAGGAAGAGGAGAAGAGGGGAAAAACCUGAUGCGAACAAAUGCAAUGAAAAAGGGGGGAAAACUAAGGGUUA
Messenger RNA from Drosophila persimilis, 1468 nucleotides. RefSeq names its product odorant receptor 9a (gene Or9a). The coding region runs from base 1 to 1179 and encodes 392 amino acids. The transcript is spliced from 3 exons. Gene Ontology annotation, cellular component: plasma membrane. NCBI's taxonomy places the organism in Eukaryota, Metazoa, Arthropoda, Insecta, Diptera, Drosophilidae. Gene Ontology annotation, molecular function: olfactory receptor activity; odorant binding. Gene Ontology annotation, biological process: sensory perception of smell; detection of chemical stimulus involved in sensory perception of smell. The record is from RefSeq and is a predicted model, not a curated record.